AUGCCUUCAGCACUGGAUAUUGGUCCAUUCAGCCAACCGGAAUGGAGUGACUCUAGUGAUUCCUCUGAUCCUGCGCCUUUACCUCAGCUUGGAUAUUUUGUACCUCUACGAUCCAGGUGUAGAUGUGACAGAUCGACGCAUCACGUGUGUAGGAGAAGCAAAAGAGAAUCUCCCCGGUCCCGUCGAUCUGUAUCGCAAUGCUCCUGCAACAGUAUAUCGAGACGGUCCUCGGCAGCGGCGUCCCCCAUGCCGCUGCCAACACUUAACAACACCAUGGAAAUGUACGUCGAACCAGUGGUGGAAGAUGUGAGUAUGCCAUAUUUUUAUUUG
This is a messenger RNA of Brenthis ino (lesser marbled fritillary), 330 nucleotides long. Lineage: Eukaryota; Metazoa; Arthropoda; Insecta; Lepidoptera; Nymphalidae. The record is from the annotation of a GenBank genome assembly.